AUGAAGCUCUUGGAGAUCAUUUGUGUUUUCUUGUUGUGCCUUUUGAUGGCCAUUAUCACCUCCAGCCCUAGCCCCUCCUACUAUCACUCCAUCUCAGCAAUGGCCGCCCUGGCUCGCUUCCUCCACCAUCACCACCAAGCUCGCCAAAGAACACGAGAGCGCGUGCUGGCUCGCGAACGCCAGGAGCGAGAGUGAGAGACAAUCGGCAGCAAUAAUGCAGGCAUUGGACGAGAGAAUCCAUCGGUACUUGGCCUACGAUGAUUUGCUUGAAACGAACAACAUCGCUCUGCUCGAAACGCCGGAAGAGACGAGAGAGCGACGGGAGAAGACGGAGAUGAUGCGGCGGAUGCUGGCUAUACGCCAUAGACAACGAGCCGAGCGGGAGAGGCGGGGUUGA
Hymenoscyphus albidus is the source of this 397-nucleotide messenger RNA. Lineage: Eukaryota; Fungi; Ascomycota; Leotiomycetes; Helotiales; Helotiaceae. The record is from the annotation of a GenBank genome assembly.